UGAAUUGGUAACCUUAGGACUGUUACUUAGAGGCUCUUUUGUUAACAUAUUUCGAUACAAUAAUGGGAAAACAGAAGACUGGGUGCAUUUGGGGAUACCCAGUGAUCUUUCCCCUCGAUAGUUUCUUGUUUCAGUUUGCGAGGCUGACACGGGAAGGUAAAUUAUAGUUGCCGAGGUCGAAUAGAUCUGCUGCCAGGGCCUCGCCUCAAUAGUGAAACCUGAUGCGAGGUUUCUCCAAGGUGACGAUACGAGUUCCAAGUCCACAGGUAAGCAUGAGUAGAACAAACUUCUUGAUGUUUUAAGCAGCAAUAUGUACACAUUACAGACAUCGAGUCUGAUCUACACCUCUCUGUGAUCCUUGAUCCAAUUCGGUCGUGAACGGGGCGAAAAUAGACCAAGUAGGAAAAGCUGAUAGAGUCGGACACGGCGGUAUUGUCUUUGAGUAGAAUGGGACUAUGUAUUCCUGGUAUACUUGUUGUACUCAGCAUCAUUCUGGAACCCCUGUUAGCCUAUGGAAAUGGUCAGGUGACUGUUGCUUGUGAUACCAUGACUCCACAACAUGGAAGCCUUCCUCAGAAAUCAGCAAGUCCUGCUGUUAUUACAGUGGACAAAGAUGUGUUCAGCUCAAAGGAUCAAAUAAAAGUUGCACUCACUGUGAGACAGUCUGGAACUUCAUUCCAAGGAUUUUUCUUACAAGCAAGAGAUGCUGCUGACUUGAAUGGGGGACCUGUUGGAACCUUUACACUUAUUGACAAGAACUCGCAGCUCCUGACAUGUGGGGAUGUAAAAGACUCUGCAGUCAGCCAUACUAGCUCAUCAGGAAAGCAUACAAUUGUGGUGCUGUGGAACCCACCUGGAACAAAGCCAGACCACAUCCAGUUCCUGGUGACAGUGGUUCAGAAAUUCAACAUUUACUGGGUGAAAUUACAUGGUCCAGUGAUUUCUCAACUAAAUGCCCCUCCUUUCUCAGUACAGACCACAACAGAGGCUCAUCCAGCUGUACCAGUUACUUUCAAGUUGACUAAAUCAUUCAAUGUGACAGAAUGUGGCAGUAAAAAAUUCUGCCUGAGGAAUCCUCCUGGAUGUGACCCUGAACUGGAUCGAUUGUGCUUUUUCCUCUCAUUUGCUGUGCAAAACACUUCAGUGCUGUUUGAAUUGAGUGGACCUUCAAAUGGAUACAUUUCUUUUGCUCUGUCAGAUGACAAAUGGAUGGGUAAUGAUGACAUGUAUUUGUGUGUUGUAAAUGAUCAAAGCAUACAGAUAAAUCCAGCUCAUUCCACUGGCCGUUCACAUCCAAUAUUGAACACACAGGUUCCUAUUCAUGAUAUGUCCUGGAGUUUAGAAGAUGGAGUGACACAGUGUUCAUUCAGAAGAAACAUUUGGCUCCCUGAAUACAGUGAACGCUUUGAUCUAGACAGACAAUAUUAUGUUUUCCUAGCAGGAGGGAGAGCUGAGAAUGGAAGAAUUCAUAAACAUCACCAGCAACCACUGAUCACACAUAGCAAGGUUGACUUUGAUGGAUCACCUCAUGAACUUACAGGCUCUAGAUCUCCCUUAUAUAUUAAAGCUCAUGGAGCAUUAAUGUUUAUUGCUUGGGUGAGUGCAGCCAAUAUUGGUGUCAUUGUAGCUCGAUUCUUUAAACCUGUCUGGCCAUCCAGCACAUUGCUUGGCAAAAAGAUUUGGUUUCAGGUGCAUUGGGUGCUUAUGGCAACCACAGUGUUGCUAACAUGUCUUGCCUUUAUUCUUCCUUUUCUGUACAGGGGAGCCUGGAGCUAUUGUGCAGGUGUCCAUCCAUACUUUGGCUGUAUGAUUCUUAUACUGGUAAUUCUUCAGCCAAUUAUGGCUUUCUUCAGACCCAAUCCACAAGCACCCAGACGGUAUAUUUUUAAUUGGUUACAUUGGGCAACAGGCACCUUUGCUAGAACAAUAGCAGUUGCAUCAAUCUUUCUUGGAAUGGAUUUGCCAGCCUUGGACCUCUAUAACCCCUGGGAUACAUUAGUCAUGGUUGGAUUCAUAGUUUGGCAUGUUGCAACUGAACUGAUUCUGGAGGUACAUAAUUACAUAAUCGCUUGUAAAGCUCAGAAAAGAAAAGAGGAUAAAAUGCAAAUAAUGGAUUCAAGUGAAUUGAUUGAUCCACAGGGUCACAGAUUUAAAAUUAUGGUACUAACACUCUACGUCUGUGGAAACCUGACCUUUUUGGUAGUAUUACUGGUUGCAAUUAGUCUUGUUUGAUAGUGACGUUGAUGCUGCCUCUAUCAAUCAUGAUUUUGAAGCUGUUUAUAUCUACCCUUGUCUGACGAACAUCCUGUUGUGCAUUGAAUUAAAGAUUCCUCAGAGAAUUCAAAUACCUCAUAAUCAGCAACAGAAUGCAAGAUCCUUAUUAUUCUCAUUUUACCGUCAAUUCCAGAAGUAGUACAAAAGUAAACUACACAGAGACUAACAGUGCAACAAGUUAAUGGAUUAGAACGGCAGUAAUCUCGUGGAAAUAGCAGGCAGCACUCAUCAACUGUAUAUAGCGGUUUUAGUGUUUUAAAAGGUGGAUUACUUUUGUGGUUUUAGAUUAUUUUAUCUACUUUUAAUAAAAAGCAUUUUGUUAUAAUGUAGUCUAUAAACAUAUUUUUGAGUGAAUGUAUGAAUGAAAAGAGGUGUUAAUAAAAUGAAAACUAUUAAAUUACUUCAAUAAACUAUGUUCUUAAAUUA
This is a messenger RNA of Rhincodon typus (whale shark), 2700 nucleotides long. RefSeq names its product ferric-chelate reductase 1b (gene frrs1b). The transcript has 16 exons. The record is from RefSeq and is a predicted model, not a curated record. NCBI's taxonomy places the organism in Eukaryota, Metazoa, Chordata, Chondrichthyes, Orectolobiformes, Rhincodontidae. Gene Ontology annotation, molecular function: oxidoreductase activity, acting on metal ions. The coding region runs from base 448 to 2232 and encodes 594 amino acids.